This is a messenger RNA of Catharus ustulatus (Swainson's thrush), 825 nucleotides long. It is a transcript of the gene PABPN1L, whose product is annotated as PABPN1 like, cytoplasmic. Bases 1 to 747 code for a protein of 248 amino acids. The record is from RefSeq and is a predicted model, not a curated record. The transcript has 8 exons. NCBI's taxonomy places the organism in Eukaryota, Metazoa, Chordata, Aves, Passeriformes, Turdidae. Gene Ontology annotation, molecular function: RNA binding.
AUGUUCGGGGGCCGGGCCAGUUCUCUCUUCCUGGACACUUCAGAGAUCUGGUGGCAGGACCCACCGUCCCUGCAGGCGGACGCAGCGUCCUGGGACGUGGCAGAGGUGGCAGCUGUGUGUAAGGCAGCAGAUGAGGGCUCAGAUCCGAGCCCCCAGGAGGGGAACAGCACGGAGGAGGAGCAGGAUGUUCAGGACCCGGAGCUGGAGGCCAUCAAAGCAAAACUGCGGGAAAUAGAGAAGGAGGAUGAGAGGUUGAAGGAGUUGCAGCUGGAAGCUGACAACCACCUGUUCAUGAGCCCAGAAGCAGCUCUCUUCCCACUGACAACCAAGGAGAAGAUGGAGGCUGACCAGCGUUCCAUCUAUGUGGGCAAUGUGGAUUACGGGGGCACAGCAGAAGAGCUGGAGUCUCACUUCAACAGCUGCGGGCAGAUCAACCGCGUCACCAUCCUCUGUGACAAGUUCUCAGGCCACCCCAAAGGCUAUGCCUACAUCGAGUUCGAGGAGCAGAGCUCAGUGAAGGCUGCGGUGGAGCUGGACGAGAGCGUGUUCAGGGGCCGUGUCAUCAAGGUGCUGCCCAAGAGGACCAACAUGCCUGGCAUCAGCAGCACUGACCGCGGGGGCUACCGGGGUUACUUCCACGCCCGGGGAGGGCUGGGCCGCUGGGGAGGCUUCUAUGGGCACCCCAGGGUGAGAGGGAGGACCUACAGGGGUCGGGCGAGGCUGCAGCCUUGGUAUUUUCCAUACUAGAAAAGACUGGACUGCCUGGUGAUGCCAAUGGGACUGGAACAAGGAGAUUGGAUUGCAGAGAUUUAAAAAGAUGCCUAC